Molecule: messenger RNA, 1320 nt
Organism: Baudoinia panamericana UAMH 10762
Lineage: Eukaryota; Fungi; Ascomycota; Dothideomycetes; Mycosphaerellales; Teratosphaeriaceae
Exons: 1
Coding region: 1-1320 (439 amino acids)
Molecular function (GO): hydrolase activity
Source: RefSeq, a predicted model, not a curated record
AUGGGGAAGCCUGAGCGUGUCAAGCCUCGCAUCAUUCUCCAUGGUGGAGCGGGCAAUAUCACACGGGAGAACCUCCCGUUGGAGGCGUACGAUGCAUACCGUAAAGCGCUGCUAGGUGUUCUCCAAAGUACUAAUGACCUACUAAUGCAGCCGAACGCAGCGGCUCUUGACGUUGCAGCUUACGCAGUAAGUCUGCUAGAAAAUAACCCUCUCUUCAAUGCCGGUCAUGGAGCCGUCUUCACGCAAGCGGAGACGCAUGAGCUCGAAGCGUCGGUGAUGGUCAGCAAAGGCUACCGGAAGCGAGGAGUCGGCGUCAUGAACGUGACGAGAGCCAAGAACCCAGUUCUACUCGCGCGGGAGAUGCUUGUUCGUGGUGAAGCUAGUGACGGUGGAGGUGCUGGACCUCAUUGUCAGCUUCAAGGUACCAUUUGCGACCAACUGACUCAGCAAUGGGGCCUGCAGACGGUUCCGAGAAGCUAUUAUUGGACUAAGCGUAGGUGGCAAGAACAUCGACGAGGGCUGGGAUUGGACUACUCCGAUGAGACCUAUGAACGGCAUAGGCUCAAUGCUCAUCUAAGCCCUUCCUCGACCGUCCUGGAGCAGACGGCCGACACAAAUCACUGCCAUGCGCCUCAAGACCCAGGCUGGGACGGCAAACAGUACUUGCCUCAAGGUACUGUGGGCGCAGUAAUUCUCGACAGUAGCGGCACGAUCUGCGUGGCGACUUCCACAGGCGGGCUUACCAACAAGCUGCCUGGACGUAUAGGUGACACACCUACCCUUGGUGCUGGCUUCUGGGCGGAAGAGUGGGAGGCUUCUCGGCUUCACGCAGCGGGAUCCGAACGCCAGCGUGACUGGACUACCAUGCUUUCCGCCUUUAUUGGUGACUGCCUACCGCAGGUCUCUGGAUACCUCCCCAUCGGCCCAUCUCAGACCAACAGCAAUACACAACCGAAGCUUGUCCGCUACCAACGUGCAGUCGCCAUGUCCGGCACAGGGAACGGCGACUCGUUUCUGAAGCUUGCUGCCGCGCGCACCGCAGCAGCCAUGGCACGCUUCUCCCGUCUCUCGCCUUUGUCGAUCGGCAUACUUGCUCUACAGCACACUGUGACGGCGAUAGCUGGCCCGAACGGAGCGCUGCAGCAGAGUGCUGAGGACCGCUGGAUGAAGACUGGUGAGGGUGAAGGCGGUAUCAUUGGAAUUGACUUCAAUGAGGGCAAGGGUGAGGUGGUGGCUGAUUUCAACUGCGGUGGUAUGUUUAGGGCUUGGGUUGAUGAUGAUGGCGUCAUGAGGAUGGCUGUGUUUAGACAGGAGGGCUGA